GUUUUGAUCUAUUACUUGCAUAUAUAUGUGAAUGCUAUUUAAGCAUAUCUGUAUGGGUUGCCGCGAGUUUUCCGGGCUGCAUGGCCAUGCCCCAGAAGCAUUCUCUCUUGACGUUUCGCCUGCCGUUAUGGCAGGCAUCCUCAGAGGUUGUGAGGUCUGUUGGAGUUUAUAUAUCUGUCGAAGGUCCAGGGUGGGAGAAAUAACUCUUGUCUGUUUGAGGCAAGUGUGAACGUUUCAAUUGUCCACCUUGAGUAGCAUUGAAUAGCCUUGCAGCGUCAAGGUCUGGCUGCUUCCUGUCUGGGGGAAUCCUUUGUUGGGAGAUGUUAGCUGGCCCUGAUUGAUUCAUGCCUGGGAUUCCCAUGUUUUUUGAGGGAUUCUGAAGAAUAGCCUUUCAGCUUCAAUGUCUGGCUGCUUACUGUUUUCAGGCAGUAAGCAGCCAGACAUUGAAGCUGAAAGGCUAUUCAAUGUCAAUCACCCUGAACAUUCCACAGAUCUAUCAAUCCUACUUGACAGGUUUCCAACAUACCUAAUUACCUCUGAAAAUGCCUGCCAUAGAUGCAGACAAAACGUCAGGAGAGAUUGCUUCUGGAACAUGACCAUACAGCCUGGAAAACUCACAGCAACCCAGUGAUUCCGGCCAUGAAAGCGUUUGACAACAUAUCUAUAUGAUUUUUAUAUAUUGAAUGAAUAUAUCUCCAUGGCUAUAUAUUAUAUAGGCAUCAUAUAAUAAGGAUUGACAAUAUUCCCAAACCUUUGGAAGAGAUCUUGAAGCUGCUAUUGUUUCUAUUCAGGUUCUCAUGAUGUUGCUGCUGUCUGUGCACUUCUUCAUUAGCUGCUAUUAGUUGUUGUGUGUGUGUUGGAAAUCCACUAGAGAAAAGAGAUUGAGAUGAGCCUGAGAAAGUGGAAAUAAUAUUGCUGUAUUAGGCAUUUGGGUACUUAAGUCUGCAAAAUGAAUGAAGGUGGCAGAUCCACUGACAAGAACACAGAGGAGGAAGCAAAAGAUUUUAAAGACUUUCCUGAGAGCUUUAACCAGCUGGAAUUGUUGGAAACCCACAGGCAUCUAAUCCCUACAGGAACACAAAGUCUGUGGUCGGGAGAUUCCGACGAGGAAGACCAGGAAGAAAAAACAGAGGAAUGGUACCAAGCACAAGAGAAAAAACUGGAAAGCAAUCCAGAUAAGCUUCUUCUUUGGGCAGCUGAAAAAAAUAGGCUUAACACUGUACAAAGAAUCCUAUCUCAGAAUCUUGCUCCAGUCAACAUCCAAGAUGAAGAUCAGUACACCCCGCUCCACCGCGCUGCCUAUAACGGACACUUGGAAAUUGUCCGUGAGCUGAUUGCCCAUGGCGCUGAUGUUCAUGCAUUGACAGUGGACAGUUGGACCCCUCUGCAUAGUGCCUGUAAGUGGAACAACACCAAGAUCGCAUCGUUCUUGCUUCAGCAUGGUGCGGAUAUUAAUGCCCAGACCCAUGGUUUGUUGACCCCACUGCACCUUGCAGCAGGGAACAGGGAAAGCAAGGAAACUCUGGAACUCUUGCUCAUGAAUCGCUAUUUGAAACCACAUCUUAAAAACAACUUGGAUGAAACAGCGUACGAUAUUGCUCGAAGGACUGAUAUCUAUCACUACCUGUUUGAAAUUGUUGAAAAUUGCACAAAUUCGGUAUCAGAUUCUUAGGGAUUUUGUGAGCAUUUGAAUGUUGGAAACACUGCCUGCGCCUUUGUAAAAACACUUUGUAACUGUACUCAAAUUUGGUGCUUUCAACCCCCACCUCUUUGCCAUAGCUUUAUUCUGUGAGAUGCUGAAAUGGCAUCUCAUUUUGUUAUAAUGUCAUUAUUUUUAUAAUAUAUAUAUAUAUGCCAUACAACCCUUAUACUUGUGAAACAUUUCCAUUUUUACUUGAAAUUCUUUGGAGGAACCCACAGUACACUGGGGGUUUUUUUCUACUGACCAAUUAACAGGAUGGGAAUACUCCCAUAAGCCAUUUCUUUAAAGGGCAUGGGAUCACCCAUCAGAAAAGAGGUGAAAUUAUUUCAUACUGGUUACUGCUUCCUUUUUAAAUUAUUGGAGAAGUAAUGAGACCUAAUUGAUGACAGACAGGUUUGAGCAGUAGAGACUAAGGGUGCAUCUACAGAUUGACACUACUUUUAACUGCCAUUGCUCAAUGCUACAGAAUGCAGUUUGAUAAAACACAAGCUCUCUUUGGCACAAAAGGCUAAAGAAUUUGCAAAACUAUAACUGUCAGGAUUCCCUAACACAGAGCCAUGGCAGUUAAAGUGUUGUCAAACUGUGUUAAUUCUACAGUGUAGAUGGACCUUAACUCAUAAAACAAAGUUUCGGGAUAGUAUCCAUUCAACAAAGGAUAAUGAGAUGGGUUGCUGUGAGUUUUCUGGGCUGUGUGGCCAUGUUUGAAAAGCAUUCUCUCCUGACGUUUUGCCCAGGAGAGAAUUCUUCUGGAACAUGGCCAUACAGCCUGGAAAACUUACAGCUACCCAGUGAUUCCGGCCAUGAAAGCCUUCGACAACACGAUAAUGACAUGUUCUCAGUUAUUAAAAACAUAACCAAGCUAAAUAUGAUUAGUGCAAUGGGAUUGUCAGGUUUCAAAGGCAUUCCCGAAUGCAAGACGGUAUGCCUUGUCUUGGAUUAUAUGCCUGCUUUCGAAACAUACAACUUUAUGCUGUCAGUUUUUGAAUUUUUUAAAGUCACAGCUUGGAUGCCUAUACAUGGAAAUGUUAGCAACAUCUAUAGAAGUGACUUCGUGAGUAGGAUUCUAGAAUCCACCAGUGGCUUUAAUUUUUAAAAUAUAGAUGGAUUCCUAAUUUGUUGUUGCCACAUGAUAAGCAGUUUGUUGCCUUACACGUUGGCCUACCAGUUCUGAAAACAUUUUGGACUUAUUCACAUGAUCCAUUAACAUGAUUGAUGUCUAAGAAUUCGUGUAUACAAAGUCUUUCUGAGGGGAUCUAUACAUAUGUUUUCCUAUCCACUUGGAAAGUUUGUACCAGGCAGAAAUGGGAUAGAUUGUCAUCUGCAUGUAUGUCAUCAUAGUGUAAGAGCAUACAUGACCAAAAAUACCCAUCCCUUAAAUAAAUGUAGAAUGGUUGUUCUUAUUCAGUGAAGGUGUUUCUGAAAAAAAUCACUUGGUGGCUAUAACAGUCCAGAAUUACUCAUUAUAACUCACUUAAGUCUGAAGUACACUGGAAAAAGUGAGGGGCAUCCUAAAACACUAAGAACAUAAUCUGAGGUCCCUGUUUGAAUUUGUACUUAAAAGCAUGGAAAUUCUUUUUAAGUCAGUGGAACUUUCUUGAAUGUAAAUGUGGUUAUCUGUGAAGUAUUACAAUGUGGUUCAUAAACGACUUGAAUUGACAUACUUAAGAUGACUAGGAUGUGGUUUUGUUUACUUAUCAGCACACACUGCUUCUAUGAAAUAUACAUAUUUAUAAACAUUCCAGAGUAGCUAAAAUCAAUAAAAUACUAUUUUCUUAACCAUAUUAUAAUUAUAGGUUAAUAAUAAGAUAAUUUAAUAGCCAGUUUCAGUGAACUGUAAUUUCUCAACAUAACCCUGGAUAUCUAAAUCAAAGCUUCAGGAGUUGCCAAUCUAAGUAAUUGUAGUCUUAUCAAAUCUAGUGGCUUGCCUUAAGGCAACACUGCAAAUUUAAAUCUGUUUGACAUCCCCAAACAAAUCAUGAGAAUUAUAGUUUUGACUGCAUUCUGAGAUUUCCUCAGAAAAUGAUGUCUUUGUUGUAACUUAGUAUAUACACCAAAAAUAUAUCUAGUUCCCUAGAUUUCCUGAUUGGGAACUGUGAAAAGAUGGCAAUUUUGUAACGAUUAGGAAUGCAUAAUACAGAGAUGGCAAAUUUCUUGUAUACCCAAACAGUGAAAACUAGCCAAGAUCUACUGCAGGACUUAGAACCAAAUUCCCUAGAUUUUGGAUCGAGGAAUGCUGGGAGAUGAAGUCCAUUUUAGAUAGGCAAUCCAUUUUUUAAAAGCUGUAAAGCACUUUUGCAUCGUUAUCAAGGCGGAGAAAGGAGUAUUUAUUAUUGUACGAAAUGGCUUGUCAAACAGAUGCGGUCAUAGUUCACUUCACAGUUUGUUAAAUCUUUGUGAGAUUCUUGUUCACUUUGGAAAAGUGCAUGAAAAGUGAAACUGAAUGUAAUUGAGUUUAAUACAGGUAACACUUGAAAUAAAGUAUACUGUAAUUCUGCUGUGAGUCUUAUUUAAAAAUAAAAUAUUUAACACAACAA
Molecule: messenger RNA, 4236 nt
Organism: Anolis carolinensis (green anole)
Lineage: Eukaryota; Metazoa; Chordata; Lepidosauria; Squamata; Anolidae
Gene: ankrd49
Product: ankyrin repeat domain 49
Exons: 4
Coding region: 950-1672 (240 amino acids)
Biological process (GO): positive regulation of DNA-templated transcription
Molecular function (GO): protein binding
Source: RefSeq, a predicted model, not a curated record